AUGCCCCCUCGUCAUAGAUCAAGGUACGAUAGCGAAGAUGAUUUCAGGUGGACACGAACCCCUCGUCGUUCGAGAAAUACGUCGUCGAGCCGAUAUGCAGAAGAAGAUCGUUCGAUCUAUCCUCCUGAUCCAGAACCUCUCAAUGAACCUCGCUCAUACUCGCAAUAUAGCAGGUCCUCUGGAGAGUCGCAGAGGGAUACCGUCGAGGUUGAGGUGGACGAAGAUGUGCAGAGAGGACAGCGAGUGUAUCAUCAAACAGGGAUUAAUCCCUCUCAGAGGACUUUUGUCGAAAAUUCAAAUCGGGCUCAGCCUACACAUAAUCGUACGGGACAUACUGAUUCAACGACCAGAGUAUAUACUCAACCUGACCUCGCUUAUCGACCAAAACCUGGUCCAAGUGUAGAAAUCCCUACUUUCAGAUCUCGAAGGUACCCAAUCGAUUCAACUCAAUACGAAAGAAGAGCCCCAACUCCAUCCUUGGUAGAGCUCACAGGUCAUCAACCUGGUCCUCCUGGAAACUUACCUCAAUAUUCUUAUCCCGCAGAAUUCCAAAGUCCAAGUCUGGCCACUAGGCCAUUGGAUACCGGCAUUCAACAAUCGUCAUUCAACCCCCUGUUCAGUUCUUCGAUCCAGUCAAAUCCACUAUCACUGCACAACAAGAGAGAUACAGAGUUAGUGAUGUUUCAAAGAGAUAUGGGCAUAGCUGCGGACCCCAGAGAUCAAACUGUCAUCUUUUCCAGGAGCAAAUUCCAUUAUCCUGAUGAAGAUGCUUUAUUGUUCACUUCCCCAGUACAUUUUCCUAUAGUGGAUGAAAGAGGGAAUGUAGGGCAUUACAAGGUUUGUGAGCAUGUUACGGACAACGGUGAUCCAAAUCAAUGUAAAGCCUUUCAUACCCCCGUUCAUACAUCUACCGUCUCGAUUGGAGAGAUACACCCUGAAGAUCUUCAUUUUUACUCUGCAGCAAUUAUCCCAAGGAAUCAUCGUAUGUUCACAGAUCAUCCUUCCACUUCGAGGAUGAUCACGGUAGAUCACUCGGUGACGUACAAGCAAGUUGCGAAUCAAUAUAAUUCCCAACAACUUGCUUUUGCCAGACGAUACAAGGAUUGGAUCAAUAGCGAUUCAGGUAGAUUACGCUUAAGUCAAGAGAGGUAUAUCACAGAUAUGAAAGAUAAUAUACGAACGAGAGAUGAAGUAUUAAGGGAACGUAAGAGGGAGUUGGAGAAGAAAAUUACUUCAGGAGAUGUAAUGAGCACCCUUCAAGAUGGUUUAAAAUAA
Molecule: messenger RNA, 1275 nt
Organism: Kwoniella botswanensis
Lineage: Eukaryota; Fungi; Basidiomycota; Tremellomycetes; Tremellales; Cryptococcaceae
Exons: 2
Coding region: 1-1275 (424 amino acids)
Source: RefSeq, a predicted model, not a curated record